UAGAAUCGGGCAUAUCUUUUUCCUUUUAUUCCGAUAAAAAAUGGCUGAUGAAAAUAGGAUUUCAGUUAGCGAAGAAAGAGUUGAAAAAAGAAAAGUGGAUGAUUUCGCAGCUUUGUACAAUCUCGACAGCAGUGCUAGAAACUUAACGGAAACAACCGUACAAGAGGGGGCUUUUAAAAAGAUAAAACCAGAGCCUGGGAAUGGCGGCUCAAGUUCCCUUUUGAGCGGAGGAUCUGGAAGUGGCAGUCACAACCCUAGUUCCUGCCCGACCCCCGCGCGGAGGAGACAUCGGACAACAUUUACGCAAGAACAACUACAAGAAUUAGAAUCAGCUUUUGCCAAAAGUCACUACCCAGAUAUAUACUGUCGGGAAGAACUAGCUAGGAUUACCAAAUUAAAUGAAGCAAGGAUACAGGUUUGGUUUCAAAACAGAAGAGCAAAAUACAGAAAACAUGAAAAACAACUCGCCAAGUCUCUGUCUCCAGUAAUGAACCCUGCUUGCAACGGAAUGAUGAGGAACUUGUACCCAACUACGUCUCGGCCCUAUGCUGCUUACUCGCCACACACCAAUAUGAAUUCUAUGGCGAGAUAUCCACAGAUGAACUCAUCAUAUCCUUCAAUGGCUCAGUUUUCAGGGAUGUCCAGUAUGGCUACUUCUAACAUGGCCAGUAUGCCAAGACAAGUUCAACAAUUCCCAAUGGCUUCAGACUAUAGUUUGGACAACCACGAAGAUGAUUGGUAUAACAAAAGUUUGACAGCACUGCGCAUGAACAACAGCCACCACUUAUCAAAUCCUGUCCUACAGUACCAAGCAUGACUAGAGUCAGAAUCAGGAAAAAUAGACCAUUAAGGAGGGCAACCAUUGCUUCAUCAUCAUCAAAAGUGCUGACAUUAUAACUAUGAAAUGAACAUGAUUAUCGUCUAGUCUUAAAGAUUUAUCUUAAAUUGUAUAGAUUCAUCAAUAUCUGUAAGAUAUUCAAAUCGAUUUGGAAAAUCCUGCAUUUGAAGUACCGUUAUCUUUGUAUUCUAAUAUCAAUGUCCAAUUUCUGUUAAAGCAGUCAUCUGCCGAGAAAUAAGCCAUAGCCAAGGACUCACACCUAGAAACCUGCUUUGUCAUAUUUUGGAAAGGAAAACCAAGAAAUUCCAAAUCGAACAUAUGAUUGAUACUAGUAGACUCUUUUAUUUAUUUGACACUCUUAACUUCUAGAGUAUGUUUAUUUGAAGCUAUUCAUUGGUUUAAAUCAAAACCAAUUUUGCAAGACUUUCUAAAUUGAUGCUGAUUUCCUUGGAUUUUUGUAUAGAUGCAAACUACAGGCUUCAAACUUGAAGUAGUGAAAUUUGCAG
Mytilus trossulus (common blue mussel) is the source of this 1344-nucleotide messenger RNA. RefSeq names its product homeobox protein unc-42-like. The transcript has 4 exons. The coding region runs from base 41 to 817 and encodes 258 amino acids. NCBI's taxonomy places the organism in Eukaryota, Metazoa, Mollusca, Bivalvia, Mytilida, Mytilidae. Gene Ontology annotation, molecular function: RNA polymerase II transcription regulatory region sequence-specific DNA binding; DNA-binding transcription factor activity, RNA polymerase II-specific. The record is from RefSeq and is a predicted model, not a curated record. Gene Ontology annotation, biological process: regulation of transcription by RNA polymerase II.